Messenger RNA from Cololabis saira (Pacific saury), 4653 nucleotides. Its product is annotated as disintegrin and metalloproteinase domain-containing protein 12-like. The coding region runs from base 219 to 3119 and encodes 966 amino acids. Gene Ontology annotation, biological process: proteolysis. The transcript has 23 exons. The record is from RefSeq and is a predicted model, not a curated record. Gene Ontology annotation, molecular function: metalloendopeptidase activity. Lineage: Eukaryota; Metazoa; Chordata; Actinopteri; Beloniformes; Belonidae.
ACUUUCCUGCACGAGGCGGCGACACACCUGGACGUCUUUGAAUGGGGAGAAAGCUGGCGGAGUUGACUCAGCUGUCACUGGGAUUUCUUGGAGCGCUGCUCGUUUACUUGAUCAGAUUUCAGGAAGUCUCUUUAUUGUUGGGAGGCUCCUGCGCAUCAGCGAUUGUUGAGCCGUGAUUGCAGGAUGCAGUUUUGACUCGCCGUCCAUCCUUCAGCAUCAUGAGCCCCGACACCCGGAGUCUGAACUUUGUGAUUUUGGCAGCACUUCAGGCUUUAUCAGUGUCGUUGCUGAUGAGUCACAAGGUGCACUCUGCUGAAGGGAAACAUUCGGGGACGAUCGUUCCACAAAGACCGACAGCGAAGCAGAAACAUUACGGGACAACGGUGCCUCUUCAGCUUGUUGGAGGGGAAUGGACGCCAAUCAGCCAACUCAAAUCCCAGAGUCACCCGGCGUCGCUGCAGCUCUCGGUCGAGGCGGACGGCGAGCAGCUGCUCCUGGCUCUGGAGAAAAACGAGGGGCUGUUUGCGAGUAACUACACAGAAACCCAUUACCUGGAAGACGGCAGUGCAGUCACAGGCCCUACCAACUUCACGGCGAACUGCUACUACCAUGGGGAGGUGAAGGGACAUGUGAACUCAGAUGUCAGCGUCAGUACCUGUGCCGGCAUUAAAGGGUUUAUAUCUCUCGGAGGCAGCUCUUACGUACUGGAACCGUCUGCCGAUCGCUCCGAUGGGACUCACUGGAUCUACAGAGCAGAACACCUCAAUUUUGUUCCUGGCACCUGUGGCCACGGCUUCAACAUUACCUACCCUGCUGCACACGCCGACAGCAGCCCUUUCAAAGCCUUCAGCGCGAGGCAUAAACGGCACAUCCAGACAACAACCAAGUAUGUGGAGCUCAUCAUCGUGGCAGACAACAGAGAGUUUCAGAAGCAGGGCAAAGACAUGGAGAAGGUCAAGCAGCGGCUGGCUGAGAUCGCCAAUUACGUGGACAAGUUCUACAGGGCUUUGAAUAUCCGAGUAGCUCUGGUGGGACUCGAGGUGUGGAGUGAUGUGGACAAGUGUCCCAUCACCCAGGACCCCUUCACCACGCUGCACGAGUUCCUGGACUGGAGGAAGGUCAAGCUGUUGCCUCAGAAGCCGCACGACAACGCCCAGCUAAUCAGUGGGGUGUAUUUUCAGGGCACUACUAUUGGAAUGGCUCCCAUCAUGAGUAUGUGCACAGCCGAGCAGUCAGGAGGAAUCGUCAUGGACCAUUCAGACAACCCCCUUGGCGCCGCCGUCACUUUGGCCCAUGAACUCGGACACAACUUCGGGAUGAACCACGACACGCCGGAGAGGGGAUGCGGCUGCAGAGUCACGGUGGACCGCGGCGGCUGCAUCAUGACUCCGUCCACCGGGUAUCCGUUCCCCACCGUAUUCAGCAGCUGCAGCAAAAAAGACCUCACAGCCAGUUUUGAGAAAGGUGUGGGGAUGUGUCUGUUCAACAUGCCCGAGGUGAAGGUGCUCUACGGCGGGCAGAAGUGCGGCAACGGCUACGUGGAGGAGGGAGAGGAGUGUGACUGCGGAGAACUGGAGGAAUGUUUGAAUCCCUGCUGCAAUGCCAGUACCUGCACUCUGAAGGCAGAGGCUGUUUGUGCACAUGGACAGUGCUGCCACGACUGCCAGCUGAAGCCGGCGGGCACGCCAUGCCGCGAGUCCAGUAACUCCUGCGAUCUGCCGGAGUUUUGCACCGGCAACAACCCUCACUGCCCCUCCAACGUUUACCUCCACGACGGCCACGCCUGCCAGAACGUAGAUGGCUACUGUUACAACGGCAUAUGCCAGACACACGAGCAGCAGUGUAUCACACUGUGGGGCCAAGGAGCAAAGGCAGCACCGGGCAUCUGCUUUGAAAGGGUCAAUUCAGCAGGAGACCCUUAUGGCAAUUGUGGCAAGGAUUCGAAAGGUUCCUUUGCCAAAUGUGAAGCGAGGGAUGCUAAAUGUGGCAAAGUCCAGUGUCAAGGAGGUGCCAACCGCCCCGUAAUUGGCACCAAUGCUGUUUCCAUAGAAACAAACAUACCCCUGCAGGAAGGGGGAAGGAUACUGUGUCGGGGUACACAUGUCUACUUGGGCGACGACAUGCCGGAUCCCGGCCUGGUGCUGACAGGGACGAAGUGUGGAGAUGGCAUGAUGUGUCUGAACCGUCAGUGCCGGAACGUGAGUGUUUUUGGCGUUCAUGAGUGUGCAGCCAAAUGCAGUGGUCGGGGGGUGUGCAACAACAACAAGAACUGCCACUGUGAGGGUCACUGGGCCCCGCCCUUCUGUGACCAGGCAGGUUUGGGAGGAAGCGUUGACAGCGGCCCCAUCAGACUUGCAGAUGUCGGGAGUCUGACAGCGGGCAUCCUGGUGGCGCUUCUCACCGUGCUGGGAGCGGCUCUGAUCGUCUGCAUCAAGAGGAAAGCUCUGCUGGGCCUGCUCUUCACCAGUAAAAAGAACCCCAUUGAAAAGCUCAGAUCAGAAACCGCUGCAAUCAGCGGACCGCAGGCUCCAAACCAGCCUCCUUCAGCGAGCACAUCUCCAUCCCGCCCCGCCCCGCCUGUGCCGCACGGUUCCACCAUCUUCAAGUCUCCUCAGCGGGGGCCAGACGCAGGGCUCCCGCCGGGCCCCUACUCCACCCACAGCUUGCUCAGACUCCCCCAGUGCCCUCCGGUUCACCUCAGCCACCCAGUCCCGCUGUCUCUCACCUUGUCCCUCUCCCCGGGGCCCCGCCAGCUGAGACCCCCGGCCCCGCCGCCCCACCGAGCCCCUCCACCUCACGUGCAGGUCGCACCCAGGGGGGCGUCCUUUCGCGCCGCGUCACACCACAACUCCUGCAGGAUGGUCAUGGAGUUGGAGAAGCCCAGUCCUCCUCAGAAACCUCUCCCUGCUGAUCCAAGGAGCUCUCGUCCGGUGCGGAGUCCCUCCGUCCUGCAGGGCCACGCCACGGUCCAGAGGUCGGCAUCUGUUUGCAGGCCUCCCCCAGUGCCCGUCGUUCCCAGAACCGCUUGCCCUGUCCCACACGCCAACAAACGGAGUCCCAAGCAACCUCCAACACUACCAAAGCCUUGCAUAAUCACCAAUGUUAAAUACAGGAGCUGAGACUUUGGCCAGAAGGGACGUCCGCAGUGAUCCGCAGAAAAUUUGCACUAUGAAAACUCUGAAAACCUUAAAAAGAUGGUGGCAUCUCUGAGUUUUGAAUCAGAAGAUUUGCCGUGUCCCUUUUUGGUGCUCUGUCUCUGAAUGGUGCUACGAGUCUGAGCUCAGGUACAUGUAAAGUAUUUAUAUUCUGUAUUUAUUACCACCCAGUGCACUGUGCCAGACACUUUUACUACACGGUAGCAACAUUUUUUUAAUCUCACUUUUUUCAUAUCGAGCGAUCUUUCUGGUUGGGAUUGACAGAAAUAAAAGAAAAACAAAUCUGUGAAAUUGUGAUUGCAGAAAUGAUCCUGCAAAAUGUUUCAAAGGGAAGCCUUUGUGUCAUGGUUUUAUUUUCUAUACUGCAUGUAGAAUUAAAAAAAAGAAAAAAAGAGUAUUGUGCAAUGACGGAUGAAGAGAAUCGCUCUCUGUAGCAUCUUCGAGCCAGUCUGGCGAGACUUGAAACAACGACAGAAAAAAAUACAAAGGCGUCGUGGGAUGAAGCGCCGGCCUGUUCGCUUUUCAUCUACACGACAGAAAAUGAACCGGUUUGCCAGCAAAACCUGAGAAUCUCUGUUCAAGGAAGUGCACGCUGAGGAAUGAACUGAAGACACCUGAAAUGACUCGAGGUCCAGAGGGCACACAUCACUCUGGAAGGCAGACUUGAUGCCGCUCUGCGCCAGGGACCCAUCCAGCCAGGACUGCGCUCAGAAGCCGUCUGGCUACGAAGUCCAAACGGGGACUUGACAUCACUUUUUCCUCUGACGUGUGGACAGUUUCACUCGAAAAAGGACACAUCUCUUCUUCUGUGAAGUUAAACAGUUAUUAAAUGUCCAUUGGCCACCAAGCCACCAGUCAUCCAUGACUAACAGGUCAUUGUUCUUUGUGUUUUAGUUUUUUACCUUCACCUUGGCUGGUUUUAUUGUACUUUUAACUCCAAUGUAUCGUCUGGAUGAUAAAUCCAUCAUAAAUUGAUGUUUUACGUGCUUGCAAGAGCAUAUAUGUUCACACUGAGCAACAUUUGCGAUAGACACAGCUGUUCUCCACGACGGCCGGUAUGGAUCGGACCUUUGUGGAUGGAUGGAUCUUUGUUACUUUUGAUACUCGUAUCUUUAUAUUGAUGCACUUGCGUUGUUUACUUUGCUUUUCCAAUGCUCUGUCCACAUAGUAUUAGUCAGCAUUCUGUAUUUUUUUUUUUUUUUGUAUUUUGUGUUACAGGUGAACACAUUUUCAUGGAAAAGUUUACUAUUGUUUGAUACUUCAUAUGUAAAGACAAAAUCAAAGUGUCUCAUUGUCAAAUCAUGGUAUUUUGAACACACAAGCAGUAUUAGUAAAACAGUUUUUAAAACUCAGAGGAACAUUUGUGGGGUUUUCUUUGCGUCAUACCCAGAAUGCGCAUGUGCAAAGAGAAAUUAAAUUUAUGCGGUAUUUAGUUUUUAAAACACGAUUGCUCUGUAUGUUCAUGUAAUAACAUUCUGGCCAGGACCCUCAGUUGUCU